This is a messenger RNA of Lotus japonicus, 1689 nucleotides long. RefSeq lists its product as uncharacterized. The coding region runs from base 244 to 570 and encodes 108 amino acids. The record is from RefSeq and is a predicted model, not a curated record. NCBI's taxonomy places the organism in Eukaryota, Viridiplantae, Streptophyta, Magnoliopsida, Fabales, Fabaceae. The transcript is spliced from 4 exons.
UUGAAUUUUCGGAUUUUUAAUUAUUUCCGGAUUUUAUGAGUUUUUAUUGUGAUUUGCUAGAUUUUGAUAGUUUUUAUCUAUAUUUAUUUAGUACAUUUUUUAAUUUUAGAUUUGAUUAGGAUUUAUGUUGUUUAUUUCAUGAUUUUAUCUUAAUAUAAAAUCUGUGAUAAGUGAUUUAAAUCAAUAAUACAUCUCAUCACCAAAAACCCUCUUAAAACCCUGCCUACCUCCACCAUCUCCUCCAUGGAAUUCAUCUCCUCCAUGCAAUUCUCAUCCCAUCUCUCCACUGAACGGAACCACCCCCACAAAAUCGCCUCAUCUCUCCACGGAACCACUUUGCCAUCAACGUGCAAUCGCAUCCCUCCGAUUUGCUGCCUUGGACUGAUUGGGAAGGUUACAGAUGGAGGUUUUUUUUUUAUAGAUAUUCCACCAAAAGAGAUUCUUUGGAAGCCAUGGAUGAACUACAUAUCAUGGAUGAGAUUUUACUGCUUAUCUUUGUUCGCUGAAGCUAUACUAUUGAGGUACAGAACGGCAAUGAGGUGCAUACCUCUUUCUGACCACACUCUCUGAUUCUCAGCUAGCUGACGAUGAAACAUGAUUGAUGACUCAAGAUCUUAUCUUGCUCUCAUUUCAAGUAAGCCACGAAACAUGUGAGACCAGUACUCAUGGAGGUUUUUCUCAGUCCAUUAUAUGUAUAUAUUCACCAGAUAAGAGAUAGAGAUGUGUGUUUGGUGUUGCACUACUUUGAUGCAUAUGUAUAUAUUCACCAGAUAAGAGAUAGAGACGUGUGUUUGGUGUUGCACUACUGUGAUGCAUAUAUAGUUUUACUGACUUAGUUCAUCAAUUCUACAUCUAUUUAUCAUCAUUACAUAUAUUAAAAGUCACUUUUCGAAGGCAAUAUUAGAUUUUAUAAUUAAUCAUUGUUCUACUAUGGUUCAAUUAAUCAAACUUUAGUGUGAUUGGAAGUCUUGCUUGCAUGAGUGUGUAAUUAUCACAUUACGAUUUAGUAUCAGCAUAUGUUUUUGAUUUGGUUAUUGUACUUUCAACAACAGUGCUACAUAAAGCAAAGAGUUGUUUUAGUCGGGUCUAAAAUUUCUAGGGGAGUUUUAUUCCAUUCAUCUUCUUUAGUAGCAUGUGAUUAGUUUCCCCUUACAAAUAGAUCUGAUUGGUUAUGGAAACCACUCGAAGGCCAUAGCCAAAAAGUGGCUUCAAUUCAUUCUUUGGCUUUCAUAUCUGUCUGCAAAUUUGAUUGCUAUCUUUGCACUAUCAUAGCUAGAUUGAUGUUGCACAUAUUGUUAUUAUGUUUGGUGGUCUUUAGUCUAUCCUACUCUAACAUGUCUAUCAAUCUCACUUCAUGAGUUCUUGAUUUUCUGUUACUUAGAAUGCAAAUACGGCUGGAAGCUGCUGAUUUGGAAGCAAGUUUCAUUUGAAUUAGCAUGAGUUCAUAUUAAUUCAUGUUAAAGUUGGACAACAAUCAGGAAUAGCACCUAGCAUUGCUGCUGAUUUGGAAGCAAGUUUCAUUUGAUUUUUUAAUUAGAAAUAAAUAUUUUAAUGAUUUAAUUUCAAAAUGUGAUACCUUCUUACUUUAUGAGGUGCUUUUUUAUGCCAAAGAACAGACUCUGAGAGAGAUUUUGAUGUAAAUGGAGAUUUUUCUUUCUUAUGUAAAUGUAAAUUGCAGUGAAAACAAAA